AGUGCAUUUGAUCAACAGUCAAGCGUCCAAUAGGCGAUGAGACGUCCUUACGCUAUACGUCAGCGUGCUCGUUCACUUACCCGCCAGCCAUUGAAACUAGUCUGGAGUUGUAGACAACAAGGGAGAAGCACGCCGAAGCCGGAACAGUCCUAAUGGCAGAGUGGAACGCUUACUACCGCAACGAGGAUGACGAGGAAGAGCAGGAGGAAGGGGAGCAAUCUGGAGGAGAUUAUAAAAUCACAGGAAGAGACAGUUUGGUGUUCCUGGUUGAUGCCUCCAAGGAAAUGUUCAUCAAAGGAGAAGACGGACAGCCCUCCAACUUUGACAUGACCAUGCAGGCCGUGCGCAGUGUGUACACCAGUAAGAUCAUUAGUAGCCACAGGGACCUGAUGGCUCUGGUUUUCUACGGCACAGAGCAAAGCAAAAACCCCAGGAACUCAUUCAAGCACGUCUAUGUGUACCACGACCUCGAUGAGCCUGGUGCAAAGCGAGUGCAGGACGUGGACGCUCUGCAGGGGGAAAAGGGUGGCCAGCUCGCAGCGGAGACCAUGGGCAGUGGAGAGACAUCACUAGGCGACGCACUGUGGUGCUGCGCCAACCUCUACAGUGACAUCAAGCUUCGCCUCUCGCACAAGAGGCUAAUGAUCUUCACCUGCAGGGAUGAACCACACGGAGGCAACAGUACGAAGGACCGACAGGCUCGCACCAAAGCCAGUGACCUCAAAGAAACAGGUGUUGUCAUUGAUUUGAUGCACCUGAUGAAACCGGGCGGCUUCGACGUCUCAAUCUUCUUUCGCGACAUUGUAAGUCCACCAGAGGAUGAGAGCGAGUUGGGGUUGCAGCUGGAGCCAUGUGACAAACUGGAGGAUCUCAAGAAGAGGGUGCGUGCCAAGGAGCAGAAGAAGAGGGCCAUGGCCAGGUUAAAUCUGUGUCUGGGUGAGGGCUUGAAUGUGGCCGUGGGACUUUAUGCAACUGCUGUGACAGCCCGAAAACCGGGAGCCAUCAAACUUUACAGGGAAACCAACGAGCCAGUUCGCAGCAAAACCCGCACCUUCCAUACGCAGACUGGCAGCCUGCUGCUGCCCAGUGACAUAAAGAAAGCCCAGGUGUACGGUAAAAAGCAGAUAGUGAUGGAGAAGGACGAAGUGGACGCCAUAAAGAAGUUCGAUGAUCCUGGACUGCUUCUCAUCGGAUUCAAACCUAUGGAGAAGCUUAAACUGCACCACCAUGUCCGGCCCGCUGUCUUCCUCUAUCCUGAGGAGGGUGAGGUUAAAGGCAGUGCAUGCCUGUUCUCAGCCUUGCUGACGAAGUGUAGCGAGAGGAACGUGUUCGCUCUGUGUCGUUGCAUCUCCCGCCGGAACUACCCACCUCGAUUUGUCGCCCUGGUGCCUCAGAAAGAGGAGAUCGACGAGGGGAAAGUACAGAUCACACCGCCAGGCUUCAACGUCAUCUUCCUGCCAUACGCUGAUGACUUUCGGACGUUGGAUCCUCCCCAGUUCCCGACUGCCUCACAAACACAGGUGGACAAGAUGAAAGAGAUCAUCUCCAAACUCCGCUUCAGAUACAGGAGUGAUGCAUUUGAGAACCCCGUCAUCCAACAGCACUACAGGAACCUGGAGGCCUUGGCUCUGGACAUGAUGGCUCCGGAAGACGUAGAGGACCUCAUCAUGCCAAAGGCGGAGCAGAUGGACCAUCGCCUCGGACCCUUGGCCCAGGAGUUUAAAGAUCUGGUCUACCCCUCCGACUACAACCCAGAGACCAAACCAGCUGCUAAACGCAAAACAGCAGAUACUGGAGGUGGAGCGGAGAAGAAGCCAAAGGUGGAGGUGUCGGAAGACGAGCUCAGGGCCCAUGUACAGAACGGCACCAUGGGAAAGCUGACCGUGCCGGUGCUGAAGGAGGCCUGCAAGCAGGUUGGAGUCCGCACCACUGGCACCAAGAAGCAGGAACUGAUAGAUGCUCUGAUUGCCCGUCUGGGCUCAUAAAGAGUUAGAUGUCUCGACUCUCUGUGCCUUCCUGCGCUGGCAAACUGGAUUCAGGAUCCAGGUGUGUCUGCUGUCAAAUUGGAUUCCAGAUGUAGAAAUGCCUCCAGACACUUUGCACUAUCCAUGUUCACUGUUAUCAGCAGGUAAUGGGUUUUUAUUACCUGAAAAAAAAAAGCUUCCUGUUCUGCUCAAUGAUAAUGAAACCUGUGCUUUGCCCCUUUUAAAUGGCAGAAGGUUAAGUGCUAAUGUCUGCACUUCAUGUGUCGGCCCCACAUUACAUAACUAAUGUUUAAUGUAAAAAAUGAUCAAGAACUUUCAGAGUGGUUGUUGUGGGUUACAACAGUUUAAAACAGCACUGGAAUACACUGUAAUAUAACCAUGGUCAUGAAAAUAUGAUAACUGGCGAUGCAUGCACAAUGAAUAAAACCAAACCUUUUAUAAUCCA
Molecule: messenger RNA, 2430 nt
Organism: Scophthalmus maximus (turbot)
Lineage: Eukaryota; Metazoa; Chordata; Actinopteri; Pleuronectiformes; Scophthalmidae
Gene: xrcc6
Product: X-ray repair complementing defective repair in Chinese hamster cells 6
Exons: 13
Coding region: 153-1985 (610 amino acids)
Biological process (GO): cellular response to gamma radiation; cellular response to X-ray; double-strand break repair via nonhomologous end joining
Cellular component (GO): nucleus; Ku70:Ku80 complex
Molecular function (GO): double-stranded DNA binding; DNA helicase activity; damaged DNA binding
Source: RefSeq, a predicted model, not a curated record